Molecule: messenger RNA, 363 nt
Organism: Colletotrichum chrysophilum
Lineage: Eukaryota; Fungi; Ascomycota; Sordariomycetes; Glomerellales; Glomerellaceae
Exons: 1
Coding region: 1-363 (120 amino acids)
Source: RefSeq, a predicted model, not a curated record
AUGUCUUCCCCCCGUGAGAAGAACAACACCAAGUACGCCUCCGACGAGGAGACCUCCGAGGACACCCAGCAGCAAGAGCAGCCUCAGCGCCGCCAGCGCCGCCAGGGCAACAGGCAAAUGCAGCGCCGUCAACAGGGCGGCCCUCUCGGCGGCCUUGGAGGAGGUAACCCUACCGAGGCUGUCCAGGGCGUCACCGGUGGUGUCCAGAACACACUAGGCAAUGUCGCCGGCGGUGCUCUGCAACAAGGCGGCGGCGGUGGUGACAAGAGCGACACCCUGAGGUUGCGUCUCGAUCUCAACCUCGAUAUCGAAAUCACGCUGAAGGCGCGCAUUCACGGUGACCUUGAGCUUGCCCUCUUGUAA